This is a messenger RNA of Haliotis rufescens (red abalone), 2578 nucleotides long. Its product is annotated as kxDL motif-containing protein 1-like. Bases 13 to 459 code for a protein of 148 amino acids. Gene Ontology annotation, cellular component: BORC complex. The record is from RefSeq and is a predicted model, not a curated record. The transcript has 4 exons. Gene Ontology annotation, biological process: lysosome localization. NCBI's taxonomy places the organism in Eukaryota, Metazoa, Mollusca, Gastropoda, Lepetellida, Haliotidae.
GAUGGCGUGAAAAUGGCUGCCAAAGAAAUGGAGGAGUCAACAGAAUCAGGUGCUGAGGUCUUCGCUGACGCCUUGGUCGGACAAGUGAGGAGAGACGAUGUAGCGUCAAUGGUUCAACAUCAAAGAGAAAUGUUGUCUCGGUUUGAGAAAACUAACGAGAUGCUGAUCAACUUUAACAUGCUGUCUUCCAGUCGGUUUGAAACAACAAGUCAGGAGUUCAAGAGACACACCAUGUUGUUGUAUGACAUGAAGAAAGACUUGGACAUUGUCUUCCGGAGGAUAAGGAAGCUGAAGCAGAGGUUGUCAAAGAUGCAUCCAGAAGCCUUUUCAGCAUGUAGCAACGUGUACAACUUCAUAGAGGCUGAAGAUGAUGAUGAAGAUGAUGAUGAAGAUGAGGAUUCUGGCGAGUUCAAGGUCACAGCUGCUGUUGAAGUGAAGGUCAAAGUUUCCAAACCAUGACACUUGUUACUGUAACAAAGGUCAUGGUCACCUUGGACUUGUUCUUGUUACUUUCUUGUAACAAAUGUGAUUGAAUGAAAAUGUGCGCCUUGGUGAUGAUCUCAAGAGGAGAUGAAUAAGCUUGAAAAGCUUCUAAAGCACUCAUUUUAUUCCCCAUCUGUCCAGUGGCUAUUGGUGUAUGUGUUGUCUUUCAAUAAAGACAAAUGCCUCUCAGUGAAGGUCCCUGAGAGGAUUGUCAACAUCCCAACUAGCCCACAUCUGUGAUAUUACUGUCUGGUGUGAUAGCCAUUGGUUGGAAAAGUCCACAUUGUCUUGACCAGAUACAGUCUCACCUUGUCCGUUGCCAUCAUAAGGUUGAGAUAAUGAUGACCUUGUUCAUGCACUCGCUCAAGGUCACAUCUAGAACCAUCAGCAGAUCUGUCUAAGGAUGCUGAGGUUACUGUUCCAACUUUACCCAAACAGUGUUAUAUGUAACAGUGUAAUAUGUAAUGUUGGAGAAGAGUUCUAUAUGUUUGUUCAACAACAUUAAGUUAUUGAAAACUUGAAAAUUCCAUUAUUAUUCCUGUUGUACUAUCACAUGACAUCAGAUUCAGAUAUCAUGCAGAACAAAGGCCAUGUUCAUUAGACAUUACUUUGAUUUGAGAAGAAUCUUUUCAAGUGGUUUUCUAUGGGUUUGCAUUCUAUUUAGGUGAUUUAACCCCUGUGUAUUUAACCUGAGGAAUAGAUCAGCAUACAAUAACAGGCCCAUUGCUUUAGUUAGGUUACACUUGUUAGUUUAUGUUAUAUAUCAUUUCGAUUAACAAAUACAUAUGUGAAUCUGAAUAAUUAAUAUGUUAUCAGCUUAUUUUAUAUAUUUGGAUUUGGAUAACAAUGUGUUGGUGGGUGUGUUUGGCAGGGGAAAAUAAGUGCUAAAUCUGUGUAAAGUGCAAGAUGUUUAGAUUAACAAAUAUUCACUUCAUUAGUCACUUGUUGCAGUGGCCAAAGACGAUACUGUUCAUUAGAUAUGGACUAUUAACAAGACAGUUAAAUGUGGUAGUUUUCUUUUUUAAUUAAUUUUUUCCAUACAAAAAAUGUAUCAGAGGGGAUAAUAAUUAAUCUUAUUCAGUUUUAUUUUUUCAUUUGUUGAUGGCCUGUAAAUUAAGAAUUUAAGUGUUGCCUAGCAACAUGGAAAGUCGUGAGAGGGCUUUGUGCAAUAAACACAUAGUCUAACAGUUGUCAUGGCCUGGUUGUCAAGGCCUGGUUGUCAAGGCCAAUUGCUUCCUACUGGUACAACACAUGCUGCUCAGUGUUUGAAAUAGCUCAGCCGUUUCAAUGUUGUGAGGGACCAUUAGCCCUGAAAUAAUGUCAUGCUACAGCAUACAUAACUAGCAUACUGAUCAUUGGUUUGAAUCAAAUGUUUCUUGUUUCUUCAUUACAAACCUGUUCCUAUGUGCUUGUGGGUUUUACCGAAGUGGUAAGUGGUCUAAGACUUGCAUCACUUGGGUCUUUCCUCUACGCAGACAUGUCGUGAUGCAACUGAAGUACUGUUGAAAGCGAUGUUAAACCAAACUCACUGGCUAGCCUGCAACUGAGGGUAUAUCCUGAGCAUGGUCAGUGGAGACAUGUUUGGAUUGCUGUAGUGUACAAUGUGGGACUCCUGAUUACACUACUGAUGCUGUGUUAGAUGUAUUUUCUAGAAUUCCAACACUGAUGAUAUAUCAUUGUAAACAGUUGUAUUCUGAAUUUGAAGUUAUAUAUGUGGUCAAUGCUGUGUGAGAAAUUUAAAAAAAUGUUCUAGUUUGGAUGGAAUGGGUGAUAGCUUAUGAUAAUCAUAGCAUUGGAAGGAAGCUAUUUCUAACACUGAACACAGCUUAUUGGUAGUUAUGGCUGCAACCUUGCUAAAAGCAGGGCUAAGCCUUCAGUUCACUCACUCACUCUCCACAGUUGUAUAUAAUGCAUGGCAUCAUCCAGAGGAGAGUGGCGGUAUCAUGCUUCAUCAUGCUUCAUCAUGCUUCAUCAUGUAGGUUCAUCAGCUGCUUCUCCACGCUGUGGAAGAGAAGAUACAGUUGACGCUGUUACAAUACAUGUGGACCAUGUAGACCGACACAGUGGGAUAAUAAAAGAGUCACUGUAUUCUGUA